Molecule: messenger RNA, 1017 nt
Organism: Saccostrea echinata
Lineage: Eukaryota; Metazoa; Mollusca; Bivalvia; Ostreida; Ostreidae
Exons: 1
Coding region: 1-1017 (338 amino acids)
Source: RefSeq, a predicted model, not a curated record
AUGAUUAGGAAAAGACAUGCUUUGUACUUAAUGAUGUUGUCCUUAUUAGUUGGAUUUGUUCUUGGAGUUUUGUACACUUCUUCCUUUUCCGGACUAAUUAUGACCAGAAAAGAUUCAUCAUUAUUACAAGUAAGUCACAAAGGAAAAAGUGAUUCCAAAUCUACCGAGAAUCGUGAUGCCACGAGACUAAGCACAAUACUGACUAGGCCUGAAUUCUGGGGAACUGUUAUUACUAGAAGUGACACGGGUUGGCAAAAAAUGGAGAAGUUUUGUGAUCCAUCGGCGAAAUUCGUUCGUACCCAACUUCGUGGACCACAACAAACACCAAUAAACGUGUAUGCGCCACAGGAAGACAAGUGGGUUUCCGGAAAUAUCAUUCGACGAGGAAUAUGGGAAGGCAAACUUGUUAAGAGAAUUCACGAUAUACUGAAAAAUGAACCGAAAGUAGUUUUUCUGGAUAUUGGUGCAAAUGUGGGAGUCUUUUCACUGACUGUUGCCAAACUUGGUCGCUACGUCAUAGCAGUUGAUGCCCUUGAUGGAAAUGUCGCCCGUCUGUGUCGCUCCGUCCAGGAUGGAAAGUUAGGAAGUCAUAUGACUAUAAUUCACAAUGCAUUGUCAAAUCAAAGAGAAAAAGUGGCACUAGGAUCUCAUAAAAGAAAUGUAGGUGGAACAUAUGUUAAAAGGAAAGAAAAAUUAUUAAUUGAUAGAGUAGGUCAAAACAAAAUGGUAGUUAAUGCUAUUCUUUUGGACGACUUGUUAGAAAUUUUCAAUAUUGAAAAGGCAGUCAUCAAGAUGGAUGUUGAGAUGUUUGAAGCCAAUGUUUUAAAAGGUGCUGAAAAAUUCUUUAAAGCUGUGCGGGUUGAGUAUCUGCUAAUGGAAUUUGUGUCUCACAGAGGAAAGGAAAGUGGGGAUUUUAUAGUGGACUUUCUGAAAAAUCAUAGUUUAGUUUCUGAAUAUUCUGAUAGUAACCAUGCUACGUGGUCUGGCGAAGUUAUGUUUAAAAGAGUGCCUUUAUGA